Molecule: messenger RNA, 2502 nt
Organism: Akanthomyces muscarius
Lineage: Eukaryota; Fungi; Ascomycota; Sordariomycetes; Hypocreales; Cordycipitaceae
Exons: 3
Coding region: 1-2502 (833 amino acids)
Cellular component (GO): mitochondrial membrane
Source: RefSeq, a predicted model, not a curated record
AUGGCUGGCAGUGACGAACCCCUCGAUUCUACCAACAAUUCGGCCCCCGAUCUGCAAAUUCUGGGCGAUGAAAUCACUCUACAACCGGGUGGCUACCUCGAGCCGGAGAAGGGCGCAGUUGAAGGGAAAGAAGAGGCAUUGAUGAACCAAUUUGCCUCGUUCCGGUCCGAGCCAUUACAAUUUCUUCGAGAGGUCUCUCUUUAUGUUUCCGGCCAGGGAUGGCGUGCGUACGACAAUGUCAUCGGACAACCCGUCUACUACCCCGGAUUCACCCAGAAUAUGACUUCCAUGGUCAUGUCCGCGCCGCUCCUCCAGAAACGCAUCUCGCAGCUUGCAGAGAGCCGCGUUGCCGUCGAGGAAAAUGAAGGAUUGCUCAACAAAGGGGACAAAGACUAUGCGACGAAGCGCGCACAACGUCGCGUGGCUCUUGAGAACUCGUUGCAAGAGGUUGCUGAAAAGCUGACGGACGACAUGAUUUGCAAAAUGGAGAGCAAGACAUUCAUCCGCGGUGCCUACUACAUGGUAACCCAGCUGCUGACAAGAGCCUAUCACCAGGGCAUCCAUGUCUCCAGUGAGGAGGUCCUGCGUUUGCGCAAGGUGGCUGAUCUUGCCGCCAAGAAGAAGCAAAGCAUUGUUUUCCUGCCCAGUCACCGAUCGCACGUCGAUUAUGUCAGUCUCCAGCUAAUCUGCUACCGUCUUGGCUUGACUCUGCCCGUGGUGGUGGCUGGUGAUAACCUCAACUUCCCUGUUGUUGGAAACUUUCUGCAGCAUGCGGGCGCCAUGUGGAUCCGUCGCUCCUUUGGUGACGACGCUCUUUACUCGACCUUGGUUCAGUCAUACAUUGACACAUUACUUCAGCAGGGCUAUAAUUUCGAAUGCUUCAUAGAAGGAGGCCGAUCGCGCACUGGAAAGCUGCUGCCGCCCAAGUUCGGUAUUUUGAGUUUCGUCCUCGACUCAAUCCUGUCAGGUCGCGUCGAAGAUACGAUUAUUUGCCCCGUUAGCACACAGUACGACAAGGUUAUUGAGACCGAGGGCUACGUCACCGAGCUGCUGGGUGUUCCCAAGAAGAAAGAAAACCUCGCCGACUUUCUAUCAGGAGGCUCUUCUGUGCUGUCUCUGAAGCUCGGCCGUGUUGACGUGAGAUUCCACGAACCCUGGAGCCUACGAAAGUUCAUUGAUGAGCAGCUCACAAGGAUCCCUAAUGUUCCUCGUGGCUUGGACACAGACCAUCGCAACCCAGCCGUACGGGCAGUUCGUGAAAAGAUCCUGCGAACUCUCGGCUACAAGGUGCUUGGAGACAUCAACGCCGUCUCCGUCGUCAUGCCUACUGCACUCAUCGGCACCGUCUUACUCACCCUCCGCGGCCGUGGUGUUGGUAAGCAAGAACUGAUCCGUCGUGUUGAGUGGCUCACGGCACGAGUUCGCGCCAAGGGCGGUCGUGUCGCGCACUUUGGGAACGCACCACUCUCGGAGAUUGUCGACCGCGGCCUGGAAGUUCUUGGCAAAGACCUCGUAGGCGUUGUUGACGGGCUUGCUGAGCCCACCUACUAUGCUGUCGAUCGCUUCCAGCUUUCUUUCUAUCGCAACAUGACCAUUCAUUUGUUCAUUUACGAAGCUCUUGUCAGCGCAGCCAUGUACACGCGUGUAAAGCGUGGUGGAGGGCCGUCGAUGCAAGUGAUCGACUUUGAAGAACUAAAGUCGACAGUCUUCUUCCUAUCGUCGCUUUUCCGUGGAGAAUUCAUCUUUGGCAGUGCAGGCCUCGAUGCCAACUUGGAGAAGACGCUCAAGGGGCUCGAGGCUGACCGCAUCGUGAAAUUGGUAAAGGAUGAGAAAGGCAAUGUUGUUCAGGUCGGACUUUCAGACGAUGAACGAAGAGCAGGACGCGAGAACUAUGAUUUCUACUGCUUCCUUAUCUGGCCCUUUAUUGAGGCCAGCUGGUUAGCUGCCGUGUCUUUGAUGGGACUGAGCCCGUCUGGUGAUACCACCGAAGUCUGGGUUGAACAGUCCAAAGCGCAGAAUAGUGCUCAGCUUCUCGGAAAAACUCUCUAUCACCAAGGUGAUCUUUCAUAUUUCGAAGCCGUAAACAAGGAGACGCUCAAGAACUCGUACACCCGGUUCGAAGAGGACCAGAUGGUUCACGUUGUCAAAGCAAAGGACUCCAAGAUCCCGCCCCGCAUGCAGCUCGAUCCAUCCUGGAGACCGCCGCGAGACCCCGAAACCGGUGCUUUGCUAGCAGAGGGGAAACUCUGGGACUUUACAGAGAAGAUUGCCAGCUGCCGCCGAGAGGGUAAGAACCGGAGAGACGGUGCCACCGUUAGCAGUCGUGUGCUGCGUCUCACAGACGAGCUCGGCCGUCAGCUGUUCGAGCAAGCUGCAGAGGGCGCCAAAGCCGGCAAGCAAAAGAUCCCCAAUCGUCUGAGCCGGGAGGAAGAGGAAACGUUAAACAAGACCGUUGGAGAGGCGCGUCGCCGCAGGAAGAUGCGUGGCAAGCCAAACCUGUGA